Capronia coronata CBS 617.96 is the source of this 1218-nucleotide messenger RNA. RefSeq lists its product as uncharacterized. The transcript is spliced from 2 exons. The record is from RefSeq and is a predicted model, not a curated record. Bases 1 to 1218 code for a protein of 405 amino acids. Lineage: Eukaryota; Fungi; Ascomycota; Eurotiomycetes; Chaetothyriales; Herpotrichiellaceae.
AUGGCAGACAGUGGUCAACCUACCGUCGCCAAUGGCACCCGCAAACCCUCUGUCCUGAUAGUGGGAGGCCUUGGAUAUAUUGGGCGCUUCCUGGCAAAGUACAUACAUUCGCGAAAUCUUGCAUCUUCCAUUCGUAUUGUCGAUAAAGUCCUUCCUCAGCUAGCACAUCUUGCUCCAGAAUUCACUGAAGCAUGUUCCUCCGAUAUCUUUAUACAAGCCGAUGCUUCGAGAGAGCUGUCCAUGUCCCGCAUCUUCGAUCAUCCUGACGGCCCCGACGCAAAAUGGGACUACGUCUUUAAUCUUGCCGGUGAAACGGCCUGGUCACAGGCGCCCGAGAUAUACAGACUAAGAUCCUGGCAAGUCAGUGUCACCCUCGCAAAAGAGGCAGCCAAACGUGGGGUGAAAGCCUUUGUCGAGGCCAGCACGGGCAUGGUCUACGCUCCCAAUCGCACCCCCCGCACCGAACAAGACAAAUUGAAGCCAUGGCUGAAACUGGCCAAAGUCAAGCUGGAGGCCGAACAAGAGCUGUCGCGGAUCCCCGGGCUCAAUCUGGUCAUCCUGCGCAUGGCACAUGUCUAUGGAGAGUAUGACUCAAACUUCAUCGCCAAAGCUCUGUGCCUGGCGCGUGUCUACCAAGAACAGCAGAAAGAAUUGAAGUGGUUGUGGACAGAAGACCUGAGGAUCAACACCGUUCACGUGGAAGACGUUGCAAGGGCUCUGUGGGCAGCAGCGCAAUGGAGAUCUACCAACUCGACCAUACCGUCGGUGUCACCCACGAGCAGCAGGAGACCAACAUUGGGUUCCAAAGGCGAAGAGGCGCCGAUAGGCAAUGUGCCUAUAUUCAACAUUGUCGACCAUGGACAAACAAGUCAGGGCAUCCUGGCGGACAUCGUGUCCAAAGUUUUCAACAUCAAGACUGGUUUCCAAGGUUCGCUGAUAUCCCAAUUCGCCAAGAUGAAUCUUGAGCGCGUCGUUGAUGACCUGAACGAAGAUGUUCUUCAACCAUGGGCGGAUAUGCUCGAACAAAAAGCCAUCACCAAGCCGGGUCCGCUUACUCCGUUCCUGGAGAAGGAGUUGCUCAAGGAUACGGACUUGAGCUUGGAUGGUGGUCUUUUUGAAAAAACCGUGGGCUUUCACUAUGAGCGUGGAGAAGGUCUAACGGUAGAGCGUGUCAAAGAAAUGAUUGCCAGUUAUGAAAGGAUGGGAUGGUGGCCGUAA